CCCAAGGAUCCCCAGAAGCCGAAGGAAUCGCUUCCAGCGCCGCCUGUGCCCAAGCUUCCAGUGCCACAGGGCGUCGGCAUAAAUGUCUUUGGGUCUCAAAAUGCUGAAUGUUCUUAACACAGUUUGAAUCUCCAACUGCUUUUUUGCCAGAAGGAUUGGAAAUGUUUAGCUACAGACAGGAUGGGGCACUGCAGUGAUCUGAGCAAAUGGACCAGGAUGGCAAGCAGUUAAGAAGGGGAGAAAGAAGAAACAGCGAUUUUCCAGCAACAAGGAAUGGGAAAGAGUGAGAAGAAAGAUCUUACAUUCCCUUCCUAGGAACAAAUGGCAAUAAGAAAAGAGAAUUUUAAAAUACGAUCACGUGGGAAUGAAAAAAGACUGGUGGUAAAACUUCUGUAGACAUGGCUAGUUCUGACAUGAAACCAAAAUCAAUAAGUCGUGCCAAAAAAUGGUCAGAUGAGAUAGAGAAUCUGUACAGAUUUCAGCAAGCAGGAUAUCGGGACGAAAUUGAAUAUAAACAAGUGAAGCAAGUCGCUAUGGUAGAUCGUUGGCCAGAGACAGGCUAUGUGAAGAAACUUCAGAGAAGAGAUAAUACUUUCUAUUACUACAAUAAACAGAGGGAAUGUGAAGACAAGGAGGUUCAUAAAGUGAAAAUUUAUGCUUAUUAGCAUUUCUUCCUUGUGUGAUUUGUUAUUUAUUUUAAAAAACCCACUGAGUUUCAUGAAAUAACAUGUAAAAUGUAUGUCAGAUCACCAGCUGUACUCUUCACCUUAAUGCUUUGCAACAUAAAAGUAAUGAAAUUAGCUUUCUUUUAAGCCACCUUGCCCCAUAGUUUAAAAUAUCUGAUAGAUAAAUAAAAUAUCAUCUUCUAAAAAGAAAUCAGGGGGAAAUUGGUUAUUUCUCUAUUUUUGGGAUUGAGUUAAAAAGCAAAUAACUUAUUUUUUCAGGAAUGUUGUAAUAUUAAAUCAACCCCAUUUAUGCUAGAAGGAAUCAUGCUUUUGAAUCAUGUCUGACACUGCAUAGGAUUUACUUAAGUUUUUGAGUGACUGCAAAUGCGAUUUUACCAAGAUAAUUUUAAAAAGAUGAUAUAAACCUUGUCAUUAGCAUCACUCCACCUAGUACAGUCCUUUUUGAUUUUUCUUCAACUUCGUCAAGGCAUAAAUGGCAGACUCUGUAGGGCAAAGAAGAGGAAAAAAUUUCCAGCUUACCAGAUUAUCUGAGGAAGCCAGACAUAAACCUGACUACCUUAGAUACUCAGCAUAGCCAAGUUGCCAGAAAGCAAUUGAGGCAGCUUAAAAUGGCAGUGGAUAGAACACCAGGCCUGUAGUCAAGAAGACCUGAGUUCAGAUACAGUGUUAUA
Phascolarctos cinereus (koala) is the source of this 1357-nucleotide messenger RNA. It is a transcript of the gene MEIG1, whose product is annotated as meiosis/spermiogenesis associated 1. The record is from RefSeq and is a predicted model, not a curated record. Gene Ontology annotation, cellular component: nucleus. Lineage: Eukaryota; Metazoa; Chordata; Mammalia; Diprotodontia; Phascolarctidae.